Molecule: messenger RNA, 1026 nt
Organism: Gloeophyllum trabeum ATCC 11539
Lineage: Eukaryota; Fungi; Basidiomycota; Agaricomycetes; Gloeophyllales; Gloeophyllaceae
Exons: 3
Coding region: 1-1026 (341 amino acids)
Molecular function (GO): protein binding
Source: RefSeq, a predicted model, not a curated record
AUGGAAAUAUCCACAGCCGACUAUAUCCGCUCAGAUCUCUGGUUCUCCGACGGGAACACGAUGAUUGUUGCCGGGCGGGCUCUGUUCAAGGUUCAUCGCGGACAGCUGGAACGCCACUCGGAAGUCUUUCGAGAUAUGUUUGCUCUGCCACAACCACCCUGUCAGGAAACGAUCGAAGGUUGCUUGCCGGUGGUGCUAUACGACUCGCCUUCGGACGUACUCUUCCUACUGCGAGCAUUAUAUGACGGCCUAUAUUUCAAGACGGCCAUAGCUCACGACUUCCAAGUCAUCUCAGCCGUACUUCGGCUCUCCAGUAAAUAUCUCAUUGGCCACCUCCGGCGGCACUGCAUAUCACGGCUCGAGGUAGACUGGCCUUCCUCCUUGCUUGGCUGGGAUCAUCGCGAGAAGAUGGCCACCGACCCAUCAACAGGGCGCUAUAAUCCGCGAGAGAUGUACGCCCACCCAAUCCUCGUCAUCAGCCUCGCGACGGAACUUGGGCUGGACCACCUCCUUCCCGCCGCUUAUUACGAUCUAUGCCGGUACGGCCCCAGCAAAAUCGCAUCGGGCGUCCCUCCCUCCAAUCCGGACUCGCCCAUCCUACUAUCGCGUAGAGAGCUGCUAUCGACGUUCCUCGGCCGCGAAGCCGGCCAGCGCUACAUCAUCACCUUCAUCCAGGACGAGCUCGCACACCGCCCACCCGCGCGCGACUGCUCCGCCUCCCCCAUCUCGGGAAACCACCCCUGCCUCGAGUCUUUCUACUUUAUCCAGCUGAACAUCCUGCGUUCCGUGGGCGGCAUCGCCGCGGGGCGCGACGGCGACCCGCUGUACACGCUCGCGCAGGCGGUGGAGAUGCUCUCACGGACGGAUUUCUCGGAUGGUGUGAAUCAGUGCGGGCUGAAGAUAUGCAAUGCGUGCCGUGCGGAGUUUAUGGUGUCGGUAAGGAAGUGUCGGGAGAGGGUGUGGAGCGAGGUCCCUGGGUGGUUUGGUCUCAUAAGGGAGGAACGCGUACGUAGUCUUGAGAUUUGA